AUGGCCCGACUUGACCAAAUCACUGAGGCAUCUCAAGUUAUACUGGAGAAGAGAGCGGAGAACUAUUGGAAGACUAGGACAUCAUCGAAAGAAAAGCACUCUUGCAACGCUAUCUUCGUUUUAAAAAGGAUUGCUACCUUAACUACAUCCAUCGAGUUAAACAUUGCUGGUCGUUGUAGUGCAUCUCAAGUACAAAUUGAUCACUGGGAGCUAGAGCACCUCUCUUGCGAGAUAAGAGCGGUCAACAUGGAGCGCAACAACAAUUUCUAA
Molecule: messenger RNA, 270 nt
Organism: Arabidopsis thaliana (thale cress)
Lineage: Eukaryota; Viridiplantae; Streptophyta; Magnoliopsida; Brassicales; Brassicaceae
Exons: 3
Coding region: 1-270 (89 amino acids)
Source: RefSeq, marked reviewed